Saprolegnia diclina VS20 is the source of this 1327-nucleotide messenger RNA. RefSeq lists its product as hypothetical. The record is from RefSeq and is a predicted model, not a curated record. Gene Ontology annotation, molecular function: protein binding; metal ion binding. Bases 25 to 1242 code for a protein of 405 amino acids. NCBI's taxonomy places the organism in Eukaryota, Oomycota, Saprolegniomycetes, Saprolegniales, Saprolegniaceae. The transcript has 2 exons.
CUGCGGAUUACACGAUUUGCCAUUAUGCCCACAGACCAGCCGCUUGGCACCGUGCACUGGACGGACCUCAAGCGCGGCGACGAGUGGGUCGACGACGACGCGCGCCCGUCGUGCUACACCUGCGACCGCAAGUUCACGCCGUUCCGCCGCCGCCACCACUGCCGCAUGUGCGGCGAAGUGGUCUGCGCCGCGUGCACGGGCUUUGUCAACAUGGUGCCGGCGGGCGGCCCACCGCGCUCGAUUCGCAUCUGCACGGGCUGCAUUCUCAAGAACCGGGCGCGGUAUGCGACCGACCGCCCCGAGCACCACCGCAGCGCGGCGACGUCCGUGCCGCGUCCAUUGGCCGCCAUGGCCAUCUCAGCACCGGGCAAGCGGUCGCAACGCCAUCGCGGACCCAAGGCUUCACAAGCGACGAUGCUCAUGCAGUCGGACCGACCGCGCGUCUCGGAUGCGUCGAGCGACCUCGGCACGUCAGGCGACGUGGCCUGGGACGACGGCGACGGGAUGCUGCACAUUAGCGCAUCUAGCAUCAGUAUCAGCAGCGCGAUUGCCUCACUGCCGCCGCCGCCGGUACCGACGAACGAAGCGGCGCGCCUGGCCGCCUUGCACAAGUUUCAGAUUCUCGACACGCCGCCCGAGCGGGCGUACCAAGCGAUUUCGGAUCUCCUCGCCAAAGGCUACAACUGCCCGUACGCUGGCGUGAGCUUUGUCGACGCCGACCGCAUCUGGUACAAGGCGGUGACAGGCAUUCACGUCGACGCGCUGCCGCGCGCCGUCUCGUUCUGCAGCCACGCCAUCAUGAGCCUCCAGCCGACCGUGAUUCUCGACGCGACCACCGACGUUCGAGUGCAAAACAACCCACUCGUGACCAGCGAGACGCACAUUCAGUUUUACGCUGCCGCGCCGAUCGUCGCUGAUGGACAACAUGUCAUCGGCACCGUCUUUGUCUUUGACACCAAGCCGCACAAGGCCAUGAUCGCCGAAGCGUACCUCACGAGCAUGGCGACGAUGGUGCGCAAGCAGCUCGAAGCGCGCAUUAACCAAGCGCCGCGCGUGAUCGUCUCGGCGCCGCCACCGACAGCUCUUGUCGCCCCACCGGCACCGACGGCUCUUGUCGCCCCACCGGCGUGGCGGGGCCAAGACGCGACGCCGCAUGAAAUGCACUCGAUGCUGGCAACGCUGCUGGACCGCACCAAAGACGUCCAAGCACAGCUUGCUUCGCAGCGAGCGACCCAGCCCUAGUAGGUUUGUUUUUCUAUAUAUAUUCGAUAGAGUAAGAAUGCGAGUCCUCACGUUGCCAUGUGUAUCGACGGUACUUGAACCAGCA